Lathyrus oleraceus (garden pea) is the source of this 2085-nucleotide messenger RNA. RefSeq lists its product as uncharacterized. Gene Ontology annotation, molecular function: aspartic-type endopeptidase activity. The transcript has a single exon. Lineage: Eukaryota; Viridiplantae; Streptophyta; Magnoliopsida; Fabales; Fabaceae. The record is from RefSeq and is a predicted model, not a curated record. Gene Ontology annotation, biological process: proteolysis. The coding region runs from base 1 to 2085 and encodes 694 amino acids.
AUGCAACAAAGAGAAAAGGAGACAUUCCGUGAAUACGCGCAAAGGUGGCGCGAAAUUGCAGCACAGGUUGUUCCACCUAUGGAAGAAAAGGAGAUGACGAAAGUGUUCUUAAAGACUCUUGAUACUUUUUAUUACGAGAGGAUGAUUGCAAGCGCUCCUACAGACUUUACUGACAUGGUAAACAUGGGAGUCCGUUUAGAGGAAGCAGUUCGAGAAGGGCGUCUAGUUAGAGAAGGAAGUUCAUCUUCAAGCGGGGCAAAGAGGUACGGCGGUUUUAUGAAAAAGAAGGAACAAGAAACUAAUGCUGUGUCCUAUAAUCAUCCAAGAAGGAUCAAUUAUCCUUACCAUUCCCAACACCAACAUAUAGCAGCCGUGACUCCAGUAAUCACUUCCGCUCCAGUUCAAGUCCAAUACCCUCAGCAGCGUACCAACCGCUUCCAACAGAAUACUCAGUAUCAGCAACAACAUCAACCUCAACAACAUCAACAUCAGUUACAACAACGUCCACCACAGCAACAAAGAAAAACCAAUUUUGAUCCAAUUCCGAUGUCAUAUGCAGAAUUGUAUCCAGCUUUGAUCGCUAAAAACCUUGUGCAACCACGACCACGACCUCUUAUACCAGAAGUGCUACCUUGGUGGUACAAGCCAGAGGUAUCUUGUCCCUUUCAUCAGAAUGCUCCAGGUCAUGACUUAGACAACUGUUUUGCUUUAAAGUUGGAAGUACAGAAGUUGACAAGAGCAGGUAUCCUGACCUUCAAGAGCAUGGGUCCCAAUGUGAAGGACAAUCCAAUGCCAAGUCAUGGUCCUUCAUCAGUGAACAAUAUAGAAGUUUGUCUCAAUGAACAACGUGUUACGAAGAUAGAGGAGAUUCGGCAGUCUUUGGUUGAAAUUCAUUCUGUUUUAUGUGCUCAUGGUCUAUUCCAACAUGACCACCAGAUCUGUGGUACAUGUUCAGUCAAUUCAAGAGGUUGUAGAAAUAUUCAAGAUGAUUUGCAAGGCGUCCUUGAUCAGGGUUUGAUUCAGAUUUCUAGACAAGUGAGUUCUCCAGAAUCACAAGAACAAGAGGUGAAUGUCAUCAUUCCUUGCUUCAACAUUCCAGAGAAAGUAGAGAUAGCUUAUCAUCCGAGGGAGCCAGUGGUGAUUUGCCCUCCGGGCCCAAUGCCUUACACUUCAGAUAAAGCGGUCCCCUACCGCUAUGCAGCAACUAUUAUUGAGAACGGUAAAGAGGUCGAGAUUAAAACCUUAGCCUCAGUUACCAAUAUCGCAGCAAAUAGCCGAAUGACGCGCAGUGGCCGCGUGUUCGCUCCGCCGGUUAUCCCAAGUAGAAAUGUUGAGAAAGAUCCAGUAGUCGUGGUACCAGUGACAAGAGAAGCAGAAGGGCAAACAAGCAAUUCAACCCUUGAUAAAGAAACAGAUGAACUACUUAGAAUUAUCAAGCUCAGUGACUACAAAGUGGUAGAUCAGUUGCUACAGACACCGUCAAAAAUCUCGAUCCUGUCCUUAUUAUUGAAUUCAGCUGUCCACAGAGAAGCACUACUGAAGGUGCUUGAUCAAGCCUUUGUAGAACAGGAUAUAACAGCAGAGCAGUUCAACAAUGUUGUAGGCAGCAUCACUUCGUGCAAUGGCUUAGGCUUUUGUGAUGAAGAACUGCCAGAAGAAGGAAAGAAUCACAACUUCGCUCUCCAUAUCUUAGCCAAUUGUCAAGGGGAUUCUUUGUCUAAUAUCCUAAUUGACACCGGUUCAUCUCUGAAUGUCAUGCCCAAGUCUACCUUGGUGAAGCUAAAGUACAAAGGGGGGCAAAUGCGGCAUAGUGGAAUUAUUGUGAAAGCGUUCGAUGGAUCAAGAAAAUCAGUCAUUGGAGAAGUUGAUUUGCCUAUUUGUAUUAUACCACAUGUAUUCCAGAUCACUUUCCAGGUUAUGGAUAUAGUGCCAGCUUAUAGCUGUCUGCUCGGACGCCCAUGGAUUCAUGAGGCGGGUGCCAUUACAUCCACGUUACACCAAAAGUUAAAGUUUGUCAAGAAUGGGCAAAUAGUGACGGUUAAUGGGGAGCAGGCUAUGCUGAUUAGCCACCUUUUCAUCGUUUAG